ACCUACCUGAUGUGGGGAGAGGAGGAGUAUGCUAGAAAAGCCUUCUUCAACAGACUGAGGAUGUUACUUCGCAGUUCGACCAGAGAUGCAGGGAACAGGCGGCUAUCGGUUUAGUUGACAGACAAUAAGGUUGUCAGGUGCAAAGGGCAAGAUGAAAAAACUCCAGCACCCUCAGAGUUUGGUGGUCAUCACUGCACUGUUGUCUUUUGCGAUGGCUUCCAGUACAUUUCAGCCGUUGCAGAAGAUCCUGGACUGUCAUAAGGGCUGUAACUGCAGCCAGUUCAAACACGUACAGAUUGAAAUGCGAUGCAGAGGAUUAAACUUAACAGGGAAGCCAUUGCCAACGCCCCAACAACGGUCCACCACUGUGAAUACAAGAAUUUAUCUGGAGAAUGGAACAAUUCCUGUACUCUCCAACAACACCCUACUGGAGUAUCAUCGGUAUCAGAUUGUCUAUCUCAGUCUGAAAAAUAACACAAUGGUAUACAUAGACAGGAAUACCUUCAGCAGCUUAAAGUAUUUGCAGAUGCUUGACCUGUCAGAGAACUUCAUUGCCAAAGAUGGUCUCAAGGAAUCGUUUCUCGGAAUGGCCAAGACGCCCAUGAAAGAACUGAACAUUAGUUCUAUGAAUCUUACAAAUGUUUCUGAUGAUUUCUUUAAACAUUUAGAAAAUAUUACAAACUUUCGACUUAUAUUUCGAAAUAAUACUAGUGAAUUCCCACUGAAUGCUCUUCAGGGACUAAGGCAAAUGACCAUUCUUGACUUUGGCGGAAAUCGUUUAAAGCGCAUAGAUCUGAGGAACGCCAGCUUUACCACUCUCCAAAGUCUUACAUUUGAUAACAAUCGUUUCUAUGAGUUUCCUAAUUUUUGCAGCAGUAAUACUUUCCCCAGUCUUAAAUACCUGUCUGUUCAGUGGAAUGGUAUGAGAUAUUUAGACAGAAACUAUUACAGCUGUUUAAAGAACCUCACUAGCUUCCACUUAAACGGUAAUCUUUUCCAGAACUAAAGUCAAAUCAAUUUUCGAUGUCGCCAAGCAUCUUCAAAAUCACAUUGUCUUAUGUUGCGUGUGCAAUGCAUACUGUAGAGAGAGCUGUGUUCAAUAAUUCGGCACUGAAACAAAUAUUCUUUCGCAAGAAUCGUAUUUGGUUCAGAGAAGCUGAGAUAGACAUGCGGGUUUUUGAAGGAUGUUCUUCUUUGGAACUUUUGAACCUCAAUGAUAAUGUUUUCCAAGUAACCACAGAAACGGAAUUUAGUAGGUUGCUUGGACACCUCACCACCCUCAAGACUUUGGUUAUGGGUGGUAAUGGCCUACGUUUUAUACCACAAGUAAUAACGUCGAAAUUAACAAAUAUAACGAGUCUUGCUCUGUAUCGGAACUCGAUUUCGGACCUAAAGCCAAACACGUUUGAAAAUAUGACAAGGU
This is a messenger RNA of Haliotis rubra (blacklip abalone), 1423 nucleotides long. RefSeq names its product tsukushi-like. Bases 152 to 1006 code for a protein of 284 amino acids. The record is from RefSeq and is a predicted model, not a curated record. Lineage: Eukaryota; Metazoa; Mollusca; Gastropoda; Lepetellida; Haliotidae. The transcript has 2 exons.